Molecule: messenger RNA, 2077 nt
Organism: Dendronephthya gigantea
Lineage: Eukaryota; Metazoa; Cnidaria; Anthozoa; Malacalcyonacea; Nephtheidae
Product: UDP-glucuronic acid decarboxylase 1-like
Exons: 21
Coding region: 193-1431 (412 amino acids)
Biological process (GO): D-xylose metabolic process
Cellular component (GO): cytoplasm
Molecular function (GO): NAD+ binding; UDP-glucuronate decarboxylase activity
Source: RefSeq, a predicted model, not a curated record
UAAUAGAGCAAGUUAUUAAAAAUGAUUUCAGAACAUGUGAACUCCUAUGAAUAAUUUGUUGUUAUUGUUUUGAAAUGUUGAUUCAGGCUUACUUUAUGACUUACGUGUUUUGUUUUCCUCGAUUUACAAUGCAUUUUAUAAAUUCACUUGACGCUUUGGAACUGUUGUAGGUGACUACAAAUCGACGACAUAAUGGUCGUUGUACGAGCAUUUUCACUUGUGUCUAGCAGAGCAAGAACGCUGUUUUAUUUAAUAUGUAUUGCUUUUGCUGUUUGGGUGAUACACUUUGCAAAAAACCAAGCAGCAGGGCCUUCUCAAAAUGAUUUGGUGGUUCGUUUUAAACAUUUAAAAAAAUUACGCCAGGAAUUGGAAGAUCAGUACAUAGAGGUGUUACAACCAAUAAAGUUAAGAUUAUUUGAAUUGGAAAAAGGGAAAAAGAAAUACCCGCCCAGUAGAGACUUACCUGAAGGAUAUCGUAAAAGAAUUCUGAUUACUGGAGGAGCUGGUUUUGUAGGAUCUCAUCUGACAGACGCCCUUAUGAUGGCAGGCCACGAGGUAACUGUUGUGGACAAUUACUUCACUGGUCGCAAGCGAAACGUAGAACAUUGGAUUGGUCAUCCCAAUUUUGAGAUGAUAAAUCACGAUGUCGUUGAGCCGUUAUUUAUCGAAGUUGACCAAAUUUAUCAUCUUGCGUCACCAGCUUCUCCCCCACACUACAUGUAUAAUCCAAUAAAGACAAUUAAGACAAACGCCAUUGGUACUCUGAAUAUGCUCGGUUUAGCAAAGAGAGUUCGUGCUCGCCUUUUAUUGGCUUCCACCUCUGAAAUUUAUGGAGAUCCUGAAGUUCAUCCACAACCGGAAGAUUAUUGGGGUCAUGUGAACACAAUCGGACCCAGGGCAUGCUACGAUGAAGGAAAGAGAGUGGCAGAGACAAUGUGUUAUGCUUAUGCUAGACAAGCAAAUGUUGAAGUUCGUAUCGCAAGAAUUUUCAACACCUUUGGCACAAGAAUGCAUAUGAAUGACGGUAGAGUGGUCAGCAAUUUUAUCCUACAAGCACUUCAAGGAAAACCUAUUACGAUUUAUGGAGAAGGACGUCAAACCAGAUCAUUUCAAUAUGUGAGCGACCUCGUUGAUGGACUCAUCAAACUGAUGAACAGCAACGUUUCAAGUCCAGUCAAUCUCGGAAAUCCUAGCGAGCACACGAUAAAGGAAUUUGCUGUUAUGAUUCGAAAUAGAGUUGGGAACAACAGCAGUAGAAUUGUUACAUUAAAAGCACAGGAAGAUGAUCCUAGGAAAAGAAAACCAGAUAUAAAAAAAGCUAAAAAGUAUCUGAACUGGGAACCUAAGGUAAACUUGAUGGAUGGACUGGACAAGACAAUUCGUUUUUUCCGCAAUGAAUUAGCUAGACUUAACGAACAGAAAGAGUUGUGAUUGCAAACCAGCUAUUUCACAACGAAAUAUGUGCAUGGAGAGCAGAGCAGUGGUUAUGAAACCUUGUGAUGGAGAGCAGAGCAGUGGUUAUGAAACCAUGGUUGAGCCAUAGAUUGUCUUUGAUUAAGUUACAUUAGACAAUUGUAGUGGAAAGUGAUUGCAUGAAUUUUCAGAAUUGCGUUUUCGAGUGUAUAACACUUUGCCCACAUUUUCAAAUUAGUUAACAACCUGAAAUCUUCGUCUUAGCCAUACCAGGGCGUCUAUAAGAUAUCUUAUAGACUGAGCGGCCGUACAUACAAGCAGGUGCAGUUAGGGCAUGUAUUUAUAUCAAAUACCAACGCAGUAAAAAUAACCAACCGAUCGAUGACAAAUAUUUAAAGAUUCAUAAUUUACAGAUGUUUUAAAGAGUUUCUGUUUGGACACCAGCCAAGCAAAGUGUUACGCUUUAUUAAUGCCAUCAUUCUUGACAAUGUUUUCUACGACACCAUUAUCAAGAACAUUAAAUAUUAAAUUCUAUUUUUAUUUAAAUAUUAACAAUAAACUUUAACAAUAUUCAAUAAUAAUGCCGUAUGCUCUUAUAGCCUUCACUUUUCAUCUUCGCAAUUUUUCGAAUUCCGGCACUGUCUCUGUACAUGAUAUAUAUUUA